CGCGGGGACCAAAUGUAGCCCUAAAUCGUUGAUAUGUUCUUCCACCGCACGCAGCUAAGGGUGCUGCUGACCCUUCUUCCCUUUUUCUCCAAGUAAUCAUCUCCGACUUUCCAAAUACAGACAAUUCAUUGCAAAUUAUACUCCAAGAUUGCCCCAUUUCCAGUUUAAUCGGACACGGGAGGGAUCAGCUAUAUCAUGAAGGUUCAUGGCGUCAUUCUAUGAUAUUUGAAGAUUGUUUAUUGGUAAGGGAGACAUUUUAAAGGAGCAAUGGCAGAAGAACUGAAGCAUCAUGAAAAUGAAUGGAUGGAAGAAUACAAUAGAAAUGUUUCUUUGAUGUCUGGGACGAUGGUGGGUGUAAAUGGAAUCGAAGUCUCUGCAACUUCACAAAACCGGAAUCCCAAUUUGGAGACCUCUUCCAAAACAAAUUUGGGGUUGCCUGAGCGUGCGUUUUCGGCUGCUGGUGCGGCUUUUCUGUCUGCCAUUUUAGUAAAUCCGCUUGAUGUGGCUAAGACAAGAUUGCAGGCACAAGCUGCAGGAGUCGCUUACACUCAUCCAUUGAGUAAUUUUGCCACUCGAAUGUCAUUGUUUGGACCGCACAUGAUGUUUGCUGAUCUGAGGUGUUCUCCUUCAUGUGCACGGGCUGGAGUUCACGGCACAGUGUCAAUUUGCCCACCUGAUUGUUUUCAAUACAAAGGAACAUUGGAUGUGUUCUACAAAAUUGUGCGGCAGGAAGGGGUUUCUGCUCUCUGGAGAGGAACAAAUGCUAGCUUAGCACUUGCUGUGCCCACCGUUGGUAUAUACUUGCCAUGCUAUGAUGUCUUCUGCAACAAGUUAGAGGAAUUUGCCACACACAAUGCUCCUGCCCUAAAACCUUAUGCACCAUUGCUCGCUGGUUCCCUUGCUCGGUCUUUAGCAUGCGCAAGUUGCUAUCCCAUUGAGCUUGCAAGAACACGUAUGCAGGCAUUUAAGCAUGCCCAUGGUGAUAAAAGGCCUCCUGGAGUCUGGAAGACUUUAAUCGAUUUAAUCUCCCAGGUCAAGGGUUCCAGUAGCAUAAAUAACACCUCAGUGCCAAGCUAUCGUGUCUUAUGGACGGGUCUUGGGGCUCAGCUUGCUCGCGAUGUUCCUUUCUCUGCAAUCUGCUGGUCAACCCUUGAACCGGUUAGGAGGCGACUACUAGGCGUGGUCGGAGGUGAAACUGAUGCAGUCAGUGUUCUUGGAGCAAAUUUUUCGGCUGGUUUUGUUGCUGGGAGCCUCGCUGCUGCUACUACGUGUCCACUUGAUGUUGCAAAGACUCGUAGACAAAUUGAGAAAGAUCCAGCAAGGGCUUUGAAAAUGACUACACGGCAUACGCUCCUGCAAGUUUGGAGGGAUGGAGGUAUGAAAGGAUUGUUUGCUGGGGCUGGCCCACGCGUUGGUCGAGCAGGCCCUUCGGUUGGGAUCGUGGUUUCGUUCUAUGAAGUUGUAAAGUAUGUUCUACACCAUCAUUACACCGUAUCUUGAUAAGGCAUACCCAUACAAAUAGAAAGAACUUGAAAAAGAAAAAGCUGCUGACAACUAGAAAACUAACAUGAAUUCUGGAUGUUGCGAAAGAAGCAUAGCCCGACGAAUGUUCAAUGUCAACAAGUAGGCGUAGAGAUAGCACAGUCUCGUCGUUUCGACAUUCGGGGAAAAUAAUGAUGUUUCUUCUCAUUUUCGAUGGUUAUGGUUGGACAAUGAGAUCCACCCAUGAGAAGAGAUUUUGUGAAAUUUUGGUGUUCUUUUAUUAUUGAACAGUUUUGGUUAUUGAACAUCAGUCAAUUGUUUUGGAUUUUGUGGAUUUUUGCAGUCGUUUAUUUUGGUAAUUCUGUAAAUGCACCAUUCAUUUGUUACUCAGGUAAUUCUAUUUUGGAUUUUGUGCA
This is a messenger RNA of Andrographis paniculata, 1898 nucleotides long. Its product is annotated as mitochondrial carrier protein MTM1. Bases 268 to 1500 code for a protein of 410 amino acids. Gene Ontology annotation, biological process: mitochondrial transmembrane transport. The transcript has 11 exons. NCBI's taxonomy places the organism in Eukaryota, Viridiplantae, Streptophyta, Magnoliopsida, Lamiales, Acanthaceae. The record is from RefSeq and is a predicted model, not a curated record.